AUGAAUCACAAAAAUGGAUCCCGGGGCAGGGUGGAAGAGAGACAGCCCAAGAAACACAAACCAAAGCGUAAGGUUUCGGAGCUAGACGAGAUCGCAGCUAAGCGGAGACGAACUCAGGCCUGUCGUGCUCAGCGAGCCUUCAGACAACGCAAGGAAGACACCAUAACAUCUUUGAAUGCGCAGAUCGCCGGUCUUAACAAGACGAUUGAAGGCUUGAACGCAUGCUUCCUCACCUUGACUGAUGAGUUGGUUGCUUCUGGAUGGCUUGAGCACAAUCCGCAGGUGACGAAAGCAGUACAGAGAGCGAUUGAACGCUUCAUCACCAUUGUUCGAGUAUCACAUGUCCCUCAGGAAGACGACCAGACCGUCAGUGAUUGCCACAGCUCUGGUUCAAUGACCACGGGGUCACUGGCCCCAGAGAUUAGUCUUGACAGGCCGCAUGACACUGGUACUUCGGAACGUGAAGAGACGGUAGUUCAAUCUGUGCGCAACGCUGCGCCAUGGGAAGCAGCUAAUCAACCAUCGGAUUUUCAAAGCUUUCCUUGCGAGCUUGUGCCGGCUCACAACAACACAGUCAACUUCAUGUCACAGCUGCGGAUUCCGGGAUCGAUGGACCCGCCCAAUCCUACCUUUGCCCAAAGGCUGCACUUCCAAGCAAUACGGGCCGGUCUACGACUUGUAUGCACUGCCGAGGACCGCUCGAUGGAGUUCUACCGAGUUUUCAACCGUGUCCUCGAUUUCCACACGCGUGAAGGGCUCAGAGCGCUCCUGAACAAGAUCUUAAACGACAACUUCAAUCAAUUGCUUCAGCCGCCACUUGAGAGCGAUGUGGACAGGUCAUGGUCGGGAGGGUUGUCCUGUGCUUGGUUGAACGCCUCUGACGUUGCCCGAUACUUUCGUACGAUAGGGAUGGAUUUUGAUGGGUCUCAGGGCAUCGUCACCGUCAAAAUGCAUCCGGGAUCCUUCCUGGCGAGACUGCUCAAUGCUCAAGGGCUGCCUGCGACAGGUCUCAUCACGCUUUGUGGUGACGGUUUGGAGGAAUCACCACAUCAACAGCCGCCACACGAUCUGGCAUGUCUCUCCAGCACCGCACACCACUAUUUCACAGCAACCGCCCAAGAUGCGAGCUGCUUUGGGAUAUUCGCCAAUAAUAUUGCCUACACCACCCGAAGCCAUAACACGUCACAUAUAUCCAUUGACGUAUCAAGGCUGAUACAUGAGAUCGUGCUCAGGACACGUUGUUUAGACAGGUAUCCGGCAUUCAAUAGAAAUGAUUUGGAUGAUGCGCUCGCGAGAGCUGUGAUCGAGACGCACAAACUGAAAUAGCUCGGAUAAACUUACAAGGGCUGCCACUUACAAAAUAUUCAGCAACGUGACUCGGCGGUACAGACCGGUCACGAUGUGGAGGUCUUCGAAUGCGAAAUACCUCGUCCCAUCCUAUCCAGCUUCGUAAGCCACCAGACUUUGAGGCUGUGAUGGAUCACGUUGGGAAUUGGUUCGCACCACCUCGAUUUCGGCCCGACGACCACUCGACGAAGACUUUGGUCUCGGUACGCUUAAGUUGCACCUGGAUGCUCACCACUGGUACUUGUGCACUCAUGGUUGGUUGCUUAGGCACCCGUUACCAAAACGGGCUCCACCGCCCUUUUCCUACUGCAGGGACGUUGUGUAUUUACAAUGCUUCAAAUCUGCUGCUCAUCCAUCUAUAAUUGACUGUUUCAU
Messenger RNA from Mytilinidion resinicola, 1722 nucleotides. RefSeq lists its product as uncharacterized. Gene Ontology annotation, molecular function: DNA-binding transcription factor activity. Gene Ontology annotation, biological process: regulation of DNA-templated transcription. The record is from RefSeq and is a predicted model, not a curated record. The transcript has 3 exons. Bases 1 to 1326 code for a protein of 441 amino acids. NCBI's taxonomy places the organism in Eukaryota, Fungi, Ascomycota, Dothideomycetes, Mytilinidiales, Mytilinidiaceae.